AUGGAGGACUGCUGCGAGGAGGCACACGACGCGCAGGAGAUCAUCCGCCAGGGCACGUACGACCUCCCUCGCAUAACGAGAGUGCUGGAGAACGAACGGGUAUUCUUGCUCAUAGAUGAAGCAACUGUCCGGAGGUACAAAGCAGACCUGACAGACGAGAUCGAACCGCAGAUCAACGAGCUGCUCUCACGCGCGGAGAAGGGGCUCCAGAUCCUCCUCAAGAGAGAGAGCACGCUACGGACUAGGGUGGAGACGACGCACUCGAGACCUUCGUCGCGAGCGGCUGUCAACACUAACAAAACAGGAAUGAGCAAGCUCGAGAUCCGCAAGUUGCAGAUGCUCGUUCGUCAGCGUGAACGGGUGGAAGAGGAGCUAGCCUCGCUGCAAGCGGAGAUCGAUGAGCUGGAAUUGGCCGCGAUGAAGACGAAGAAAAAAUGA
This is a messenger RNA of Sparassis crispa, 438 nucleotides long. Its product is annotated as DASH complex subunit SPC19. NCBI's taxonomy places the organism in Eukaryota, Fungi, Basidiomycota, Agaricomycetes, Polyporales, Sparassidaceae. Gene Ontology annotation, cellular component: spindle microtubule; DASH complex. The record is from RefSeq and is a predicted model, not a curated record. Gene Ontology annotation, biological process: attachment of spindle microtubules to kinetochore. The transcript has 5 exons. The coding region runs from base 1 to 438 and encodes 145 amino acids.